AUGCCUUCCCUGCUUUCUGCUCUUCUGAGUCUCACUGUGUUUAAAACAGUAUACUGUUCAAUAUAUGCAUGGGAUAUGGUGGAAGUGCUACUUGCCAGUGAGCACACCAAGGAUUUUGCCUAUCAUAGUGCGUUAGACGAUUUUCAAGAGUUGUUUGAUGAAUUUGCCGAGACUCAUGGCCUUCACUAUAACAAGAGAAAUUUCCGCGAGCUGGAGACCUACUAUAAUGGCGUGCAAGUGGCAAAAUAUGGACUGCGAAACACCAACUGUGAAGAGUUCCGACAGUUCCUCAGCGGUAUAAAGGCGCAAAAGUACCACCUACAGUAUGCUUCGGUCAGUUGCGGUCCGAUGACGUUCUCUUUCUGCAUGGCAUUCUCGUGUGAUUUGUUCACUGGCACGACCACAGCUAGACCUAUGCCAUAUACAGCAAUGACUACGACUGCACCAGCACCAGAUGCUCCGUUCUGA
Cylicocyclus nassatus is the source of this 468-nucleotide messenger RNA. Lineage: Eukaryota; Metazoa; Nematoda; Chromadorea; Rhabditida; Strongylidae. The record is from the annotation of a GenBank genome assembly.